Brassica napus (rape) is the source of this 2111-nucleotide messenger RNA. RefSeq names its product receptor-like protein 55. NCBI's taxonomy places the organism in Eukaryota, Viridiplantae, Streptophyta, Magnoliopsida, Brassicales, Brassicaceae. Bases 1 to 1287 code for a protein of 428 amino acids. The record is from RefSeq and is a predicted model, not a curated record. The transcript has a single exon. Gene Ontology annotation, molecular function: protein binding.
AUGUCACAAGACCUCUUCAAAUGCACCAAUCUUUCUCUCCGCUCUCUCACUAUGAAGCAGCCUCAACCGCUGUUUCACCUCUUCUUCCUUCUCCUAAUAGCCACCGUCUCUUCAUCUUCUCCACUAGACCCAAAACAGCUCAAAGCUCUCAAAAUCCUCACAGCAACCAAAGAUCCCUGCAACAACCACACCAACCACUCCUCAACCACCAUAACUUGCGACGACGCUUCUCCUUUCCGCCGCGUAACCUCUCUCUCCUUCGCAUCCUGCUCCUCCUCACUCUCCCUCCCCUCAAAAACCCUAAAACCUCUAUCCACCUCACUCCUCUCCCUCUCCUUCCUCAACUGCCCUUCUCUCUCCCCUCCAAAACACCUCCCGAUCUCCCUCCGCUCCUUCUCCGCUGUCUCCUCCUUCCACCGUCAUCACGGGCUCUCCGGCGUCUACCUCGCCCGCCUCGUCAACCUCACUCACCUCAGCAUCUUCUCAGUCCCAGUCUCAGCCUCUGGUCUCUACGUGGUCCUCGGAAACAUGCGUAACAUCACAUCCCUCACGAUCUCAUCCUCCAACCUCCCCGGAAAAAUCCCGAAAGCGUUUCACUCCAACCUCACUUACAUCGACCUAUCGAACAACAUACUCACAGGCCCACUAAGGCCUUCGAUCACUCUCCUCACAGACCUCAAGUCGUUAAACUUAUCUCGUAACUCCCUCUCCGGCGAGAUACCUAACAAGAUCGGAGACUUGACAUUGCUUAAAAACUUGUCAUUGGCUUCGAACAGAUUCUCAGGCCCAGUCCCAAGUUCGGUCUCAUCGCUUUCUCAGCUGACGCAUUUGGAUCUAUGCGGGAACCGGCUAAACGGCGUCGUUCCGAGCUUCUUCUCCGGGAUGAAGAGUCUCAGACACUUGAACCUCGCUGACAACUCCUUCCGUGGAGUUUUACCGUUUAACGAAAGCUUCAUUAAAAAUCUCGAGUUUUUCCAAGUUAGAGGGAACAGUGGUCUGUGCUAUAACAACACUGUUCUGUCUUGGAAACUGAAUCUUGGUAUUGCUCCGUGUGAUAAAUACGGUUUGCCGUUAUCAUCUCCGCCGCAGAAGCAGAAGGAGGAGGAGGAGGAGGAGGAGGAUGAUUACGACGACGACGACGAUGGAGAUGGAGAUGGAGAUAAGAAAGAAGAGAAACAUGGGUCUACUAACAAGGUUGUGCUUGGUGUCGCCAUUGCUCUUUCUUCGUUUGUCUUCUUCAUCGUCUUCCUCAUCCUUCUCGCUAAAUGGAGUCUUCUUUUGAAAUAGCCAGCAAAACCGGUACAGCUCCGGUUUUGGAUUCUUAUUUUGUAAUUUUUUUUUCCUUUUUUUCUUAUUUGUUGCUUUUGUAAUUGUUUUACAAUUCAGUAUGUGAAUGGGGAAGUUGUGAUUAUGUUUCUCUCAUUCCCACCAAAUUUUGAAUUGUGAUUUUAUGAUUUGAUGAGGUCUCAAGUGUAUAUUUUCGGUUGUUUGAACAAUUAGUAGUAAUGUUGUUCUCAUACAAAAUUUUGUUUUUACUGGUUACCUGUUAUUAAUAACAUUUGUCAAAAAUUGACUGACCAAGAAAUGAGUGGAGAAGACAAAAAAAAGUAAACAUGAAUGUGAGAAUUCAAUUAAUUAUUGCUAUUCACAUCAUUUCUUUACUACUUAUUAUUACACUUGCCAAAAUAUGGACUGCAAAUAAAUGAUUAGAGAAUACAGCAAAAGCUGUGAAAAUGGAGCGAAUUGAGUAUGUGAACCAAAAGUGGCUAUGAUUCUUUCAAUUUUUGCCUUUGAAGCUACGACACUAUCAUGACAAGCUUUGCUAAAGACUUCUCAGGUUGGUAUCUCUCUUUCUUUGUCAACCAAACUUUGAGGCUUAUUACAGCCUAAAGAUGCUUAAAGAGACAUCCUUGAAAAACUUCGACAAGAUCGAAGUAAUUGUUGAUUUUUCUGUGGGGAUUGUUCAGGAUAAAGUCAAAGGAGAUGGUUGUAAUGAAAACAAAAAAAUCAUAUCACCAAGGUUCUUUCGAAGAUUUUAUAGAUUCUACCACACACGUCACAAAAGGUUUUACUACAACAAAGAGGUCUUUAACAUCCAGAAAUCUUUAAAA